GACCCAAGAAAAAGAUGUGAUGUACAGCUACAUGUUUGCCUAAAUGUGCCCGCAUUGUCAAAUUACCAGCAAAUUUACAGAAAAUUUUUUGUAAAUUGAAUUUUUGUGAAUCAAAAAUGGGAAGCACCUUUUUUAACAAGCUUUUAUUGAUUGCUGGCUUCGCCAGCUUAGCCCACGCCGCCUUCUCGGCAGCACACCAUCGCACGUACUUGCGUCUUACAGAGCAGGAAUGGAAUAGUUUGCCAUUGGAUAUUAUUCUGCAGACCGUCAUCAGUCUGGUGGUGGUUGUGUACAACAUCAUUGAGGUUGUAGGCCACUUCAAGGAGAUUCGUGCCACUGUGGACAUGCAGCAAAAGACUUGGGAUACAUUGGGCAACUUCCCAUCUUUCUACUCGUUUAAUCACCGCGGACGUGCUUUGAAUCCGGGCUACACGCCAUCCGAAAAGGUCCAAUAGGAGCCGCCGCAGCAUGGAAUGGAAACGCUGCCAGCUCUUUUAUUAGUUUAAUUUCGUGCAGUUACAAUAUAAAUUAUGCUAAACAAUGACCAAAUUACACAUACCACUGACGUUGGAGUUGCAGAAUACGA
Messenger RNA from Drosophila pseudoobscura, 586 nucleotides. It is a transcript of the gene EMC5, whose product is annotated as ER membrane protein complex subunit 5. The record is from RefSeq and is a predicted model, not a curated record. Bases 117 to 455 code for a protein of 112 amino acids. The transcript has 3 exons. NCBI's taxonomy places the organism in Eukaryota, Metazoa, Arthropoda, Insecta, Diptera, Drosophilidae.